AUGUUGAGACGCCACUUUCUGACCCUGCUGCCGCGGCUCGCCAAGAUCAAAGUCGCCAACCCCGUCGUCGAGCUCGACGGCGACGAAAUGACCCGGAUCAUCUGGCACUACAUUCGGGAGAAGUUGAUUUUGCCCUACGUCGACGUCGACUUGAAGUACUAUGAUUUGGGGGUUAUGGCUCGUGACAAGACCGACGACCAGAUCACUGUUGACGCUGCUAACGCCAUUAAACAGUACGGUGUCGGGGUUAAGUGUGCCACCAUUACUCCCGACGAAGGCCGCGUCGCCGAAUUUGGCCUUAAAAAGAUGUGGUUGAGUCCCAACGGUACCAUCAGAAACAUCUUGGGAGGUACGGUGUUCCGGGAACUGAUCAUUAUCCCGAGAAUCCCCCGGUUAGUACCUGGUUGGGAAAAGCCCAUUGUCAUUGGCCGUCACGCUUUUGGCGACCAGUACCGCGCUACCGACAUGGUGAUCAGCGAACCGGGUAAGUUGGAGGUGACUUUUACGCCUGCUAACGGCGGUGAGCCCGUUACUCGCACCGUUUACGACUACAAAGGCCCCGGUGUCGGUCUUGCCAUGUACAACACCGACGAGCUGAUCACGGGGUUUGCCCACUCGUCGUUCAAGAUGGCGCUUCUGCAGCUGUUGCCCCUCUACUUGCUGACUAAAAACACCAUUUUGAAGAAAUAUGACGGCCGGUUUAAGGACAUUUUCCAAGAGAUUUAUGAGAAGGACUACAAGCAGCAGUUUGACGCCAAGGGCAUCUGGUACGAGCACCGCUUAAUCGACGACAUGGUGGCCCAGAUGAUCAAGCUGAAGGGCGGCUUCGUCAUGGCCCUCAAGAACUAUGACGGCGACGUGCAAUCGGACAUCGUGGCGCAAGGGUUCGGCUCCUUGGGGUUGAUGACGCUGGCGCUUAUGACUCCUGACGGCAAGGCGUACGAGCUGGAGGCCGCCCACGGCACCGUCACCCGCCACUACCGUCAAUACCAACAGGGGAAGGAGACGUCGACGAACUCGAUCGCGUCGAUUUUCGCCUGGACCCGCGGUUUGAUCCAGCGGGGGCAAGUGGACAACACUCCCGACGUCGUCACCUUCGGCAAGACCCUCGAGGACGCCACCGUGGCCGUGGUCCAGGACGACGGCGUCAUGACCAAGGACUUGGCGUUGGCGUGUGGCCGCACCGACCGGGCGCUGUACGUGACCACCGAGGAGUUCUUGGACGCCGUCAACGACAAGUUGAAGCUGAAGAUGGCCGUGUGA
Messenger RNA from Diutina rugosa, 1263 nucleotides. It is a transcript of the gene IDP1, whose product is annotated as isocitrate dehydrogenase (NADP(+)). The transcript has a single exon. The record is from RefSeq and is a predicted model, not a curated record. Gene Ontology annotation, molecular function: magnesium ion binding; isocitrate dehydrogenase (NADP+) activity; NAD binding. Gene Ontology annotation, cellular component: mitochondrion. Bases 1 to 1263 code for a protein of 420 amino acids. Gene Ontology annotation, biological process: isocitrate metabolic process. Lineage: Eukaryota; Fungi; Ascomycota; Pichiomycetes; Serinales; Debaryomycetaceae.